Molecule: messenger RNA, 12864 nt
Organism: Pomacea canaliculata
Lineage: Eukaryota; Metazoa; Mollusca; Gastropoda; Architaenioglossa; Ampullariidae
Product: sushi, von Willebrand factor type A, EGF and pentraxin domain-containing protein 1-like
Molecular function (GO): calcium ion binding
Source: RefSeq, a predicted model, not a curated record
CCACAGGACAAAAUUAUUCCACGAAUGCCACCCUAACAUAGCUGCAGACGAUCCGGCUAUCAUUGGAGUAUUAUGAGUGAUAAAUGUCUGAUUUAACUCAAUCAACUCAAACUAAUCAGCUUUAAAGCACAAAACCUUUCAUAUAAUUUUAACAUAAAAAGAAUGAAGAAAUUGUGUUACUUCCCGAGUCAAGACAAACGUGCACUUGCGAGGGAAAGAAAAACAAGGUUUGGUAGAAUGUUCCAGACAAGUGGUGUCAGGUGGAUCAUCUCCGGCUAAUGUGUUGACUUGAGAAUUCACUCAUCUGCGGCGAUAACCCCGAGUGAAAGGUGAGACGACUACGCGCCCAGAGCCAAGAACUUGUAGCAGACGACACUAGAAGGUGGAGGUAGACCGUGGCAACAUCCUUGUGGCUGUGGAGUUAUACAACUCUGUGUAUAUAAUUUAAAAAAGUUUCAACAACGGACCUCCACUUGUCAGAAUCUGAAUUCUUGGAGCAGACGUUGCUGUCGUGUUUGUGAUUUCCAUGGAUAGCAAAAAAUAUUGGCAUUAAAUUCAGUUCAGCUUUUGGAAUCACGCAGGAUACCAUCCAGUAUUUUGUAUCCUGUACCAGCGAAAUACAGAUGGGAGUCGGAUGAGUUUAUUGUAAUUUAUGCCGUGUGAUCGACUUUCAACGCUAACAAAGCUUUACAAUGUUUAACUCUUCAGUGUCGUUAUACUAAUUCAGAAAACAAGUCCUGGAUAUUAUUUGGAGUGUUCAGAGUCCCGGAUGUAAGUGGAAAAAGGUGUUUGUGUAUAUCUGACUGGCUUUUCUAGACUAAAACUUUUUCUUCCUUUGGACGUGUCUGCUGAAUUCCAGAAAACUAUUUUACCACCCCACCAGUCUAACUAUAGAAGUUUGUUAAGUGAAACUUGAGAGAAGACAAGAGAGACAACAGCGUCAACACCCAAACGACGAUUUAUUUGGAGACACCAGCUACACCUAGAGCAUUCGCAGACAUUUUUACGAGUAGCAAAAAGCACUUCUUCAGUUUGUGUGUUUGGAGCUGGGGAUGUACCUGUUAUCAGACUGACCGAGUUACCCUCCCGUGACCUGCAAACUGUGACGUGUGACCUGCGAAGAUGUGGCCGUCGUCAAGUGUGUCGGUCAAGGGUCACGUGAUAUCAGUAUCCAGCCUCUCGUUCGCGAUCUUCGUACUGCUAACGGUUCCCUCCAGUGGAUUUGUACUGACAGACGACUUGUUCAACUCGCUGUUCCAGCCUGUGGUGGAGCCCACCUUCAAGGCCAAGGUUGAGACGUUAGGCGCAGUGCUCAAGCGGCACGUGCAACAAUUACGAUCGACGGAAAACAGACAAGUAGACCUGGUGUUCCUGGUAGACAGCUCUGCUAGCGUGGGUGGCGCCUACUUCAAGGAUGAGAUCAAGUUUGUCAAGAAGCUUCUGGCCGACUUCACGGUGGACCUCAACACAACGCGCGUGUCCAUCAUUACGUUCUCGUCACGUGAGAAGGUUGUGCGCCACGUCGACCACCUGACCAACCCUAACGACCAGAACCACAAGUGCUCGCUGUUGAUGGAGGAGAUCCCCAGGAUCAAGUAUAUCGGUGGGGGCACCUACACCCUCGGGGCGUUUUUGGAAGCAAAGAGAGUGCUACUGUCCGCGAGGUCGGACUCAGUCAAGGCCAUCUUUUUGAUCACCGACGGCUUUUCCAACGGUGGCGACCCACGGCCCGAGGCCCGGCGGCUCAAAUCCGAGGGGGUCAAAGUCUUUACCUUCGGCAUUCGCAACGGCAACGUGCGGGAACUCUGGGAAAUGGCUUCUGAGCCUCGCAAUGAAACCUGCUAUAUCCUCAACUCUUUUGAGGAGUUUGAGGCCUUGGCGCGACGUGCACUUCAUUCAGAUCUUCACUCAGGUACAUUCAUUCCGCAACCUGCCAAGAAGUGCAGCUACUUGUGCACCAGUGAUGGGUACUGUUGCCAUGCCAACGCAUCGUGCUCCUGCGGUACACAUACAGGAAAAUACGAAUGUCUGUGCAAGCCAGGUUACUAUGGUAACGGAGUCGGCAAAGAUGGAUGCAAACCUUGCCCACCAGGGACUUAUAAGGACUUCCGAGGGUCGGGCGAUGUUUCCAUCUGUAAACCAUGUCCUGAUGAGAACCAGGUGACAAUAGCUGGAGCAACUCUCGUGCAAGAGUGCAAGUGCAAACGAGGUUUCCGAGAUUUCAACUCGUCAGAGUGCACAGUGUUUAGGUGCCCAGAACUACAGGAGCCCAAGAGCGGCUACUUCGUCAAUAAACAGUGCGACAACGUGUUCAACGCUGCCUGCGGCCUUCGCUGCCAGCCGGGAUACGAACUGCGUGGUUCCAGCCUCAGGAUCUGCCAAGAGGACGGCACGUGGUCGGGUCAAGAGACGGAGUGUGUGUUGAAGACCUGUCCUGCGCUGCCGUCGCCCAAGAACGGCCACAUGGUCUGCACCACGGACGACUUUAGCUACCCGACCGUGUCGUUCACCUGCCAAGCUGGGUAUCAGCUCCUGGGCUCACGCAAGCGGUCAUGCUUGGCCAUCGCUCUGUGGACCGGCAUCGCCACACGCUGUAGGGAAAUCACCUGCGCACCCAUUCCCGAAAUAAGGGACGGAACCAUCCACCCGGCUGCCUGCACCAAAGGGGAGGUAACGUUCGGCACCACAUGUCAGUUGUCGUGUUUACGCGGCUACCAACUGCGGGGCCCCAGCACCAAGCAGUGCACCACGGACGGCACGUGGUCCGCCCCCUCCAACGAGCCCAACCAGUGUCUGGACAAGUCACCACCUUUCAUUCAGUGUCCGGAAAACAUCGAAAUGGCAGCAGACGAUGACAACGAUACAGCGGAAGUGACAUGGACCGUUCCGGUGCCGGUGGACAACUCAGGAUUUAUUCCUGUUCUGACGUCUGAUCCUGCAGUGGUCCCCCCAGCGCCGUUUCCCAUUGGCAUCACCAUCGUCACCUACAGCGCCGAGGACCUGUCACAAAACGUCGCCAAGUGCAAGUUCUACGUCCUCGUCCUCGACAACACGCCUCCAAGGGUAGAUAAAUGCUUCUCCCCCAAGCCAGUUAUAUCCCAUGACAGUCACGGCAACGUCACGUGGGAGGAGCCUAUUUUUAGCGACAAUUCAGGGAAGGUGACGGAGGUUGAAGCGUCUCACUCGCCGGGCCUCUUCCCCCGUGGACGCACACUCGUGACGUACACAGCCUACGACAGCAGCCGCAACAACAACACGUGCACCCUGGAGAUUAAUGUUAUUGCUAACCCUUGCCAGUAUCCAGAUCCGCCAGCGAACGGAGAGCGGACAUGUCGAGAAAGUAAAGAAGGCGUUCACUGCACAUUGUCGUGUCUGGAUGGCUACGCCUUCGUCGUGGAGCCUGCUCCAGAGUAUUUCUGCGCCGACGACAACGGGUGGGGACCGACCGACAAACUGCCAUUCCCCGACUGCGCCGUUCAGAAGAUUUCUAAUGAAGUCAUACUGCCUGCCUCUGUGACCUUGCGAGGUGACCUGUCAUGCGCAGAACACGGUUUCCUUAAUCGGGUGGAGCAAAACAUCAAAGCACGGGUGAACGACAAGGUCUCUACUUUGUGUGAAGAAAAUGUGAUCUGUCAGACUGCCGACAUUACGACCACAUGUGAAGAACAUCAAGACUUCAACAAAAUCAACCUUGUCGUCAAUGGGCGGCGUCGACGAGCGGUGUCAUGGGCAGACAACAAGCACGUGAGGCAGCGAAUAGCUUCCCUUAAAUUCGACUUCACUUUACAAGGGACAGCAAAUUCUACCAAUGAUACACGGGAUGCAAUUGAACAACAGAGGUCGCUGUCCGAGUCCAUGAAGAGGUUACUUCAGGAACUACAGGGCCAGGCAAAGGUCGGAGAGUUCGACAUGUACAUCGCCGGCCGCUGGCUUCGAUUCUCCGACAUGGACUUCGACUUCUUACGUCACAGUUUCCGUUGCCAGGAUGGCAGCGUCCUCGUCAACAAUACUUGUGUGUCCUGCCCACUGGGUAUGUUUUACAAUGUGGUGACACUGCAGUGUCAAAGCUGUCCUAUAAGCACGUACCAGCCGCAGCAAGGACAGUUGUCGUGUCUGGUGUGUCCGGAGAAGACCAGCACAUCCACAGCACACGCCAGGAGCCUGCAGGAAUGUCGUUCUCAGUGCCUGCCGGGUAGCGUGUCCCCGACUGGGUUGGAGCGAUGUGAGACGUGUGAGAAGGGUUUCUACCAGCCGCACUACGCACAAACCACGUGCAUCCCGUGUCCGGAAGGGUUCACUACGACCAGGAGGGGCGCCAGGGUGCUGGAGCAGUGCAGAGAGCAAUGUCCACCAGGUCACGUGUCUAGGUCCGGUCUGUCACCUUGCUACCAGUGUCCACCAUCUUCCUUUCAGCCCGACUACGGACAGAGCGUGUGCAUCCGCUGUCCUCACGGCUCGACGACCGACCACAGCGCAGCCACGUCCGUCACCGAGUGUCAGGGAGAUCUGGAACUGCAGAGUGACGACGCCAGUGUCUACCAGAAUCAGCAGCAGUUUCUGGAGGCCAGCGAGUGUUUUAACCGCCCCUGCAUGAACGGUGGCACGUGCGUUCCCGAAGAUGGCGGUCUCUAUGUUUGUCAGUGCGCUCUUGGCUUCGAAGGUAUCUUCUGCCAGACCCAGGUGGACCAGUGCGAGGCCAGGCCCUGUCUGAAUGGCGGGGAAUGUGCCCCAGGCCGGGGGGAUAUUUCUGCCAAUGCCCUGCAGGGUUGUCAGAAAUGCGAGCGUGACAUCGAUGAGUGUCAGUCAGCGCCGUGUGAAAACGGAGGGACGUGCGUGGAUGGUGCGAACUCCUUCACCUGUAACUGUCCCAACGGCUACACAGGUGUGACCUGCGAGACCAACGUCAACGACUGUGCGGGUCAGCCGUGUGUCAAUGGAGGCACGUGCCAGGAUGACGUCAGCGGCUAUCGCUGCACAUGCGCGGUGGGGUUCUCGGGCGCCACGUGCGAGAUCGAGACGGACGAGUGCCUGUCGUUGCCUUGCGUCAACGGUGGAACCUGUGUGGACAAUCCCAGCAACUACACGUGUCUGUGUGUUGCCGGCUACACCGACCAGUGUGAACAGGAGAUUUUUGAGUGCGCGUCCAACCCUUGUCAGAACGGCGCCAAGUGUGAAGACCUCAUCAACAAGUACAUCUGCCACUGCAAGGACAGCUAUGCUGGUCCUCACUGUGAAAUCGGUUCGUAUGCUCCUCCUGAAUCACCUAAGCUGGAUGCGCAUUACCAGAUGGACUUCCCAGCAACCUUCACGGCGUUCACUGUCAACUACGCCUCCCUGCCCAUCAACCGACCCCUCGACGCUCUGACGGUUUCCUUCUGGAUGAAAUCUGAUGACAAUGUCAACUAUGGCACACCCUUCUCCUACGCCGUCGCCAACAUGGACAACGCACUCACACUCACAGAUUACAACGGAUUCGUUCUGUAUGUCAAUGGAGAGAAGAAGGUAACUGAUGGAAAAAUGAAUGAUGGCAAGUGGCAUCACAUUGUGGUCACGUGGGCUUCGCGCGGGGAAUGGAAGCUGUACAAGGACGGCGUUAUCUUGGACAGUGGCUCUGAUCUGUCGACAUCUCGGCCCGUACCCGGCAAAGGUAUCUUGGUCAUCGGACAAGAGCAGGACUCGCUGGGUGGGGACUUCAGCUCUACUGAGGCUUUCAUUGGAACCCUGACCCUAUUCAACAUGUGGGACCGGGAGCUGCCUCUGUCGGAUGUGGAGAAUAUGAUGGUUUCUUGUCAGGAUUUUCAUGGCAACGUCAUUUCCUGGCCAGAGGUACAGAAAGCGAUGCAUGGAGGGGUCUCAGCGCAGCCCUCUACGUUUUGUCAAGACUGUCCUCCGCCGACUGCCCCGGAGUUUGGGUCUGCCGACUUUACUUCCUUGGCUCCGGGCUCGCAGGUGGAUUUCUCUUGCAACAGGGGCUUCGAGGUGACUGGCCCUUCAUCCAGUCUAUGCCUUGUCACGAGUGAAUGGAAUUCCUGCACCAACUUGUCAACUCCAGCCACCUCACUCUGUAUUCAAAUUCCAGGUGUGGAGUGCGGUCGUCCGGGUAACAUCGCCAACGGGUACGUGGAAGGCACGCGCUACAGUUUUGACAACAGAGUUCGCUACUACUGCAACAAGGGGUUCAAGAUUCAAGGCUCUGAAACGCUUUACUGCAAUGAAAAUGGUAUAUGGGAAGGAGAAAAACCUACUUGUGCAGAAAUCACCUGCUCCCUACCCCUGUUGUCCACGAACACGGCUGAGGAUCCCGCAAACCAUUUCAAGCCCAGUGAGACGGCCAGUUUCGAGUGCACACCCGGCAACAAGCUUCUGACGAACCACGACACGGUAACGUGCCAGAAGGACGGCACGUGGGACCGUAGCGUGCCCACGUGCGAUCCGCAGAAGUGCGGGGCGCCACCGUUGGUCGACCAGGGCCAGCCCGACAGCAGCAAUGAGGAGUACAACGUGGGCGAGAUCCUCCGCUACAGUUGCGACAUCGGGUACACGCUCGACCAAACCGGGCCCAACCCAACAGGCGCCAUUUCCUGCUUACCCUCCGGCCAGUGGGAGGAGAACCUCCCCAUCUGCCAGCUGGUCCGUUGCGGCGACCCACCGGUGGUCGCUCACGCCACCUACACAGGAAAUGAGAGGACCUUCCUGUCUCGCGUGACUUAUUCGUGCAAGCCGGGAUACAGACUGCAGGGAGACGACACGGUGGAGUGUGUAGAAGAUGCAAGCUGGAGUCCUGAGCCGCCGAGUUGCACACCUUGUGAGCUGUGGAGCGCCUCCAGAGAUUGUGUGGCUGGGGUGGACUACAUCUUUAAUGCUGUAGUUACCUACAGCUGUAAGUCGGGCUACAAGCUGGUGGGCAACAUCCGCCGCCGGUGUAACGAGAGCGGUGAGUGGGAGGGACCCGACCCUGUGUGCAAGCCGGUCAGCUGUGGCCGUCUGACCAACCCGGCCAAUGGCAGGGUCCGGGCAACCGUCAUCACAUUCCAGGCUGAGGCCACGUACGAGUGUGACGAGGGCUACCAAUUACAGCUACAAGGUCCCGCCCAGUACACCUUCGGCGCCAGGGUUGUGUAUUCCUGCCAGAGCGGGUACCGUAUGGAAGGAGAGAGCACCCUUGUUUGCCAAAGUAACGGCAUCUGGUCCGACGAAGCUCCGCAGUGCUUUCCCGUGGAAUGUCCGACACCUCCAAAACUCGUGAAUGGGUCAACUAAAGUUCAGGGGUUAACCUUUACCAGCAAGGUGGAGUAUACAUGUGACGAUGGCUUUGAACUCGACGGACCCUCGGAGCGCACGUGCGGCGCGGACGCGGCUUGGACUGAAUCUGACCCCGAGUGCCGACCCGUCAUGUGCGAGCCACCGCCGCCUCUAGACAACGGCAUCUACGAGUACAAGGAUCUGAAGGUUGGGUCCAUACUCCGCUACAUCUGUAACAGCGGCUACGCCCUCAAAGGCGACGAGGUCAGGCGUUGUCUAGAGGAUCUUUCUCUCAGUGGUAGGGAGCCUUUCUGCGAGCGCAUCACGUGCCCAAAGCCGGAACCUCUAGAAAACGGACUUCUAAUCCUCUCUGAUACCACACUGGUCAUGGGCACCACCGCCAGGUACAGAUGUAACGAAGGCUACCUGCUUCAGGGAGAAGAAUCCCGAACGUGUGGCAACAACAGCCAGUUCAGCGGCUCGACGCCAUCUUGUAAUAUCGUCGAGUGCCCCAGCCAACCAGACGUGAUCGCCAACGGGCAGGUGACGGGAAGCAGUUUCACUUUCGGCUCCAUCAUUAGCUACGCGUGCAACGAGGGCUACCGGCUGGAAGGCGUGGAUAGGAGAGCGUGUCGCGCAGACGGGAGUUGGGAUCAACCAGUCCCGUCUGUCUCAUCGUUGAAUGUCCACCCGUGCGAAUAUCAUUCGGCUCUGCGUCCACAUCUCAGCGAACUUUUGGCACUAACGUCACCUUCAGUUGCCAGGAUGGCUACAAAGUACGGGGCCUUCGGGAACUUACUUGCAUGGCCAGCGGCAGGUGGAGCGGAAGCUUUCCUACCUGCACCAAGAUCACCUGUCCGUUACCCCGUCUCCUUGAAAACGGACGAUUUCGUCUGUAGAAUAGUCACGUGCGAGGAUCUGUCGUCAGCAGUUUUGCCGUACGGCCGCUGGAGAGUGGGAAGGGAAACAGCCAUAUGCCAGCCCGUUUCCUGCCUUUCCCCGGGCAGCCUUCUAAACGGCGCCAUUAGCGGCACAAAUUUCUCAUACAAAGCGGAAGUGACAUACGAGUGCAAAGAGGGCUACAACAUCGUCGGACCGGCCACGAGAACAUGCCAGGAGAAUAGGCUAUGGACAGGAACGACACCCAGAUGUGAAAUCGUGGUCUGCCCAAACUUGGAGAAGAUCGAUGAUGGGGUGGUAGCGGUUGUCUCCAACACUUUCGGUGGAACAGUAAGGUAUUCAUGCUUGUCGGGCUUCUUUCUACGAGGAAAUAUAGAGCGAACCUGCCUGGCCACCGGUCAAUGGUCAGGGACGACCCCAGAGUGUGUGCGCUCUGUCUGUCCAGCGCCGGCAGCCAUCGAAAAUGGGUUCAUCCUGGGCGCUGACUACGGCAUCGGGCGCACGAUCCAGUUCUUCUGCAAUGAAGGCUACAGAACCCUUGGGGUCACCGUGUCUACGUGCCUGCCCAACCUCAUGUGGAGCUCCGGCACGCCCUCCUGCGAACGUGUGCUCUGCCCCGAGCUUGGGCCCGUGCUGUACGGGAGGAUCGUGGGCGACGGGAGGCGCUUCGAGGAUAAAGUACUUUACGAGUGCGAGGAAGGCUACGAAGUAAUGGGGGACGACAUGCGCCAGUGCCAGGCUGACGGUACAUGGUCUGGAGACAACCCCGAGUGCUCUGCCGUCUCUUGUGGGCUCCCACCAAUUCUCGCCAACGCCAUCCCUGAUCUGUCUAACGGAACUAUGUUUCCGGCGCUCAUCCGCUACGCAUGCGACCUUGGCUACGUUGCUAGGGGAAACCCGCAGUCUGCGUGCCUGAGUAAUGCCACAUGGUCAUUCUUAAACUUCAUGUGCGAACUUGCAUCCUGCUCAGAUGUGCCAGACGAAGCUCUUCCUAACGGGAUUAUUGAGCGGAGCAUCAGCUCGCAUAGCGUGAAGAAAGUCUUCACCUUCAACGACGUAAUCCGCUUCUCCUGCCACGAAGGUUUCCGUCUUGAAGGCAGCGACAGCGCCACCUGCCAGGCCGAUGGCACCUGGAGCUCAUCGACACCUAGGUGUGUGGCUAUCACUUGUUCCGAGCCCUCAGCCAUAGCUAACGGGUCUCUUCUCGUGAAAGGAUACGACUAUGGCAGCACGGCUGUCUACGAGUGUCACACAGGGUACCGAGUAACUGGUGAUGGAGUUCUUGUUUGCUCGGGUGACGGCCAGUGGAGUGGCAACAGUGCGUGUGAGCUAGUCACCUGCAACGCACCCGCACUGACUAUUCCUAACGGGCGGCUUUUGUUGCCACGGGUGUCUUACGACUACAAAGACCAGGCCGUUUACGAAUGCGAUGUUGGCUACGAGACUGUAGGAGCUUCAGUUCUCACCUGCGGAGCGGACGGCUCCUUCGUUUCUCUGCCACCCACCUGUGCUAAGAUAAAGUGCCCCCCUCCCGAUCCUCCCACUAACGGUAAUCUGCAGGUGGAGGAGGACGUUUUGGUCUAUUCUUGCCUCCCCGGCUACCAGCUCCAGGGACAGGCACGUCGCAGCUGUCUCCCUACCGGCGUUUGGGAUGGUCAGGCUGCGGUGUGCAUUGCCAAGACCUGCCCGACCCCUGGCCCAAUCUCCGACGGUUACAUGGAUGGAAAAGAGACCACCUACGGAAGUGACAUUAAUUACUUUUGCAACGACGGUUUCCGCUUGGUCGGAACGGCGCGGCUCAGCUGCCUUGCAACGGCCAUGUGGAGCGCAGAGUUUCCCACGUGUGAAAAGGUCAGCUGCGGUCCCGUGCGCCCCGUGGAAUACGGAACGGUCGUGGGAACUUCAUUCCUGUAUCAAGACGUCGUUACAUACCAGUGCGAGCAGGGCUUUUCCUUCACUGGCCACCGCGUGCGCACAUGUCUGGCAAACAGCUCGUGGUCCGGAGAAGACCCCGUCUGUAAAGAGAUUCUUUGCCCGGACCCUCCUGACAUUGAAUACAGCGAAAAUGAUGCCAGUGACGACGAAAACGCAAACUUCGGCCUCGACGUUGUCGUGGAAUACACGUGUGACGAAGGGUACCAGCUGACGGGAUCUACCAGUCCAUCACAUGUCAGGAGAAUGGCACGUGGUCACAGCCAUUUCGUCUGCGUGCCGGUCUCCUGCCCAGCCUUGACGGCUCCAGACAACGGGCACGUGACCGGAGAUGACAUCAUAUUUGGGUCAAAGCUUAUAUUCUCUUGCAACCGCGGUUACCGGCUGGAUGGGAGCGAGACUCUGACGUGCGCUGCUGAUGCAUCAUGGGAUCAACAGCCCCCGACGUGUCGACAGAUAGUCUGCGCAUCCCCGGAAAUACCGAACGGCUCCGCGCGGAUUUCAGAAUCCUCUGAAAACACGCUUGCACCCCUCACUUUCCUGCCGGGACAGACGGUAGUUUUCACCUGUCUUCUCGGCUUUCGUUUAAAGGGAAGCACCGAGUCCACCUGCACCGAGGACGGUGUUUGGAGCAACUUACCACCAGCAUGCGAACGAGUGGCGUGCGCGGCACCUCCUCGGGUGGACAACUCCUUACCCAUGAGCGACAUCGUGUCCUUCGCUGGCAGCUCAAUAACGUAUGCCUGCCAAGCAGGAUACGAUCUUCAAGGGGAGGCAACCAUCGCCUGCGGCAACGAUGGGGAGUGGGAAGGGGUUGCUCCGACAUGCGUGGACAUGACGUGUGGGUGGCCCCCUAACGUCCUGAACGCAGUGGUGGAUAGAUCGGAGCCCGAAACUGCCGCCGGUCAAUUCGUCACCUACACGUGCGAGCAAGGUUUCUCCAUGGCGGACGAACACAACGGGGUGGUUCCGUGUCUGAGGGGUGGAGAGUGGGGACAGGAUCUGCCGCGCUGCGAGCACGUUGACUGCGGCCCACCGCCGGUGCCGUUCUUUGCGUCCGUCACAGUCAAAGGAACCACGGCGGGCAGCACCGCUCAUGUCGCGUGCAACCCCGGUUACCUCCACCCGGAUGGGCAGAAAGUUCUCGACGUGGUUUGUGACAUCAGCGGCAGGUGGGCAGGAUCAGAAGGUGCCGUGUGCAUCCCCAGGGACUGCGGGCCUGUACCCACCUUGGAGAACAGCGCACCCGUUGGUAACGUGAACACGACGUUUGGACAGCAGGUGACGUACCAGUGUCGUUCUGGCUACGUGCUGAGUGGAAACCCCACGCUGAGGUGCGGGUCGAACGGUCAGUGGGAGGGAGCCCUACCAGCCUGCAACGUCAUUUCCUGUGGAUCCCCUCCGACUAGCCUACGGUUCACAGGAACAAACUUCACCCUGGGCGGUGUAGUGAUCCUGACGUGUCCCAGCGGGUCGCAAAUAAAUGGACCCUCAAAACUCACUUGCGGCCAAGAUGGUAGCUGGAGUCCAGAACCUGGAACAUGUCAAGAAAUAACAUGUGGUGCCUUGCCUCUGUCGGAAAACGUCCGUGUUUUGAGCGGAAGUGGCCGAGCUGGCACCGCAGUUGGCAACAUCGUUCAACUCUCCUGUGCUCAAGGCUUCAGGCUACAGGGUGACUCCAUUGUGACGUGUUUGACAGGAGGAAUAUGGAGUUCAACACCCCUACCUGUCUGCUUGAUAGAGCUUUACCCCAUCAUCAAAGACCCUGACUCAAUGUGCUCUGGCACAGUCAACCUGCCAAAUGCCAUGUCACCGCCACAAGGUCACGUGCCUGGAGAGACAGUAGCAGUAACGUGUCGUCCCGGCUACAUACCGGAGGGCGACAUGACGUCACUGUGCCAGAAUAAUAGGACCUGGGCGACACCUAGUGGAGCUUGUGUUCGGUUGUCCUGUGGACCGCCACCUGUUGAAGACGCCACCAGCGUGAAAGUUCUGGGCCGAUCUCAACUGUACGGAGAGAGAGUCAUGUUCAUGUGUAGACCUGGUCUGUCGCCCACACGAAAUCCACCUGCCCUCACCUGUACAGAGAGUGGAGAAUGGGACGGUGUAGCUGCUUGUGCAGCGAUGUGCAAGUUCCAGUGUCAGAAUGGCGCCAGGUGCGUGUCCCUGAACAAAUGCAAGUGCAUGCCGGGAUACGCGGGGAUUCAGUGCCAUCUCCCCAUUUGUGUCUUGCCAUGCUUGAAUGGCGGCAGGUGUGACGGGCCGUACAGCUGUCAGUGUCCGCAGGGCUAUCGGGGAGUCCGCUGCCAGGAAGCUAUAUGCUCCAAACCGUGUCAACAUGGAGGUCGCUGCAUAUCGCCCAAUCGCUGUCAAUGUAUCCACGGUUAUCAGCCUCCAUUUUGCGAGACAUUUCGGUUUCCUGAAGUCCAAGCCAGCUGAAGACAUCCAACCUUUAUCUAGCAAUCAAGCUAAACGCACUUUUUCUGUAAAGUUGUAAAUAGUUGGACUUUCUCAGUAUGCUAAUGUGCCCUUUAUACAUCACACAAGCGUAGACAAAGUUUCCCUUUUCACAAUUAGUGUAUAUUGGCUUGUUAAGACAUACCUUUAAACAAUAGAAAGUUCUAAAGACUUUAACAACAUGCUUGCAUCAAAACAGAGCUCAGUUUUUAAGAACCUUCAUUCACCCCAAUCGUACAAUGGAAAGUCACGUGAGCAGGUUGUAGGUUCAAUCAUUGUGUGUAUUCCACAGAAUGUUUAUAAAAUCCCCAAUAAAUUGUCAAUAUUGUUCAA